This is a messenger RNA of Lycium ferocissimum, 909 nucleotides long. RefSeq names its product F-box/kelch-repeat protein At3g23880-like. The coding region runs from base 1 to 909 and encodes 302 amino acids. The transcript has 2 exons. NCBI's taxonomy places the organism in Eukaryota, Viridiplantae, Streptophyta, Magnoliopsida, Solanales, Solanaceae. The record is from RefSeq and is a predicted model, not a curated record. Gene Ontology annotation, molecular function: protein binding.
AUGAACCACGGGAAACAACCAUCCAAACAGGGGGUAAAACAAGAUACUGCUAUGGAUGUCUAUGAUAUCCAAUUCUCCAUCUUUACUAGGCUUCCACUUAAAUCUUUGUUACGCUUUCAAUCUGUUUCUAAGCCAUGGAAUGCUAUAAUAUCCGACAUCAAGAAAUCCAAAGAAACGAGUCCCAAAAAUCUCUUAUUGGUACAUUUGAAUGAUGGUCUAUUCGAGUUUAGAGACUUGGAAAGUCCCCAAAUUGUAAUAGGGAACCGACAGUUUCCUCUAAAGAGAUUUCUAUAUCCUACAACCUUGUGCUCGUGUGAUUGUUUGGUACUAAUGAAGACACCUAUGGAUUAUAACGAGUAUGCUUUGUGGAAUCCUUAUACCAAUGAAUAUCGAACCUUUGUAUGUCCAUAUCAGAAUGGGAUGAGUACUCCACAUGGCUGUGGAUUGUGUUAUGAUUCUAGUGACGAUGACUACAAGGUUAUAUUGAUUUACAGUUCUUUUUGUGUAGUCUAUCAUGUAAAGAGGAACUACUGGACGAAGAAAACAAUUGUCUCUAGUAGAGUAGGAUCACUUAAUGUAAGGCCAUGGGAGUGUAUUCCGGGGAUUAGUGUUGACGGUUGUGUGUUUUGGUCCUUGGGUUUUUUGGGAAUUAACCAAUUAUUACGUAGAAUGUCUAUGAUUAUAUACUUUGACGUGAAGUCAGAUGAAUUUAAGGAGCUUCCGGAACCUGAUUUUAUAGGUUUACGUCAAUCGUUUCGUUUGACUUCUUUGAAAGGUUGUGUUGGUUUAUAUGGUGGCAGCACCUAUGAAUUAGAUAUUUGGAUCAUGGAACAAGGUUUGAUUUCUCCGAAAGGUCGUGUUGGUUUGUAUGGUGACCGAACCUAUGGCAAAGAAUUGGAUGGAUCAUGA